Messenger RNA from Protobothrops mucrosquamatus (brown spotted pit viper), 1995 nucleotides. It is a transcript of the gene MTMR8, whose product is annotated as myotubularin related protein 8. Gene Ontology annotation, molecular function: phosphatidylinositol-3,5-bisphosphate phosphatase activity. Bases 1 to 1995 code for a protein of 664 amino acids. Lineage: Eukaryota; Metazoa; Chordata; Lepidosauria; Squamata; Viperidae. The transcript has 14 exons. Gene Ontology annotation, cellular component: nuclear envelope. The record is from RefSeq and is a predicted model, not a curated record. Gene Ontology annotation, biological process: dephosphorylation; negative regulation of autophagy.
AUGGCGCCCGAAGCGCCGCCUCCACGACGUCUCGCGAGGCUUGGCGGGAUCCGGACGUGGAAGAGGCCGGCGGCUUCGGCGAUGGAGUACAUCACGACGCCCAAGGUAGAAAAUGUCAAGUUGCUAGAUCGUUAUACCAACAAGAAAGCAGCAAACGGGACGCUGUAUUUGACGGCUACUCAUCUGAUCUACGUGGACACCUCAACUGAAGUUCGAAAAGAGACAUGGAUCCUCCACCACCACGUAGCUACCGUGGAGAAGCUACCGCUGAAUGCCUCCGGAUGCCAGUUGCAAAUUCGUUGCAAGAACUUCCGCGUAGCUCGCUUUCUGAUGGUGCAAGAACGAGACUGUCACGAAGUCUAUACCUCUUUGCUGAAACUCUCGCAACCAGUGAAACCCGAAGAACUUUACGCCUUCUCUUACAAUCCCAAAACCCCUGAAGGCAGCCGAGAGACGGGCUGGAAGUCGAUAGAUGUCAAAGCCGAUUACCUGCGGAUGGGCAUCGAGAGCAGCUCCUGGGAAAUCAGCAACGUCAACAAGGAUUACGAGAUUUGCAGCACCUAUUCCCGGGAACUGGUCGUGCCUAAAGCCGCUGCUAGGGCGAUGGUCUUGGGAAGCGCGAAGUUCCGAAGCCGAGGUCGGAUACCUGUGCUUUCCUACUUCUACAAAGAGAAUAACGCCGCCAUCUGCAGGUGCAGCCAGCCUUUGUCUGGAUUUAGCACUCGCUGCCUGGAAGACGAACAGCUGCUGCAGGCGAUUCGGGAAGCCAAUGCUGGGAGUCGGUUCAUGUACGUGGUAGACACGAGGCCAAAGUUGAACGCCAUGGCCAACCGAGCUGCUGGGAAGGGCUACGAGAAUGUGGAUAAUUACGAAUGCAUCCGUUUUAAAUUCAUCGGCAUUGAAAACAUCCACGUAAUGAGGAGCAGCCUGCAGAAACUCCUGGAAGUGUGUGAAGCAAAGUCUCCUUCGAUGAGCGACUUCCUCACAGGACUGGAGAACUCCGGCUGGUUGCGACACAUUAAAGCCGUGAUGGAUGCAGGAGUCUUCCUGGCCAAAGCAGUCAGAGCCGAGGGUGCCAGUGUGGUGGUGCACUGUUCGGACGGCUGGGAUCGCACGGCCCAGGUCUGCUCUCUGGCUUGUCUCCUCCUGGAUCCCUUUUAUCGGACAUUGAAAGGAUUCAUGGUUUUGAUAGAGAAGGAGUGGAUUGCGAUGGGCCAUAAAUUCUCACACAGGUGUGGCCAUCUUGAGGGAGAUCCCAAGGAGGUGUCUCCAAUCUUCACCCAGUUCCUUGAGUGCACCUGGCAGCUCAUGCAGCAGUUCCCUUGUGCGUUCGGCUUCAACGAGCGGCUGCUGCUUGAAAUUCACGAUCACGUCUAUUCCUGCCAGUUUGGCAACUUCCUAGGGACCUGUCAGAAGGACCGAGAAGAUCUAAAGAUCUUCGAGAAAACGCACUCCCUGUGGCCGUUUCUUCUGCAGAGGAAGCUGGAAUUCAGAAAUCCGCUCUAUAAGGGAUACGCCGCUUACUCCUCUCUCCAGCCCAACACGCUGCCAUUCAGUUUCCAGUUCUGGUGCGGCAUGUAUAACCGUUUCGAUAAAGGGAUGCAUCCCAAACAGUGUAUUCUGGAUCACCUGCUUAGCUACAGCAGCGAGACUUUUCAGUUGGAAGACAACGCUGCAGACCUGGAAAAUAAAAUGCCUCUCUCGGAUGGGCUUCUGCCAAAUGAAACACCUGCCUUCUCCAAAGGGGUUGCUUCUUCGCUGGACACUUCCAUCUCCCCUAUGGUCAACACCCCCCAGGACUAUGACCCCCCUGCGCUGUUGGCCAAUGGUACCAUCGGCGGGAGAGAAGAAGGCGGCAGGCCAGAUGGGCAGGUGCUGAGCGAAGGGGGUCUCCCUCCUCCCAGCGACACACCAAAUGGCAACGGCUGCAGCCCGACCACCCUCCACGGCCUGCCUCUCUGGGGCAGUGAUCAAGCCGAUCUCCAGAGGGCCUGA